Molecule: messenger RNA, 9686 nt
Organism: Hyla sarda
Lineage: Eukaryota; Metazoa; Chordata; Amphibia; Anura; Hylidae
Gene: IGSF10
Product: immunoglobulin superfamily member 10
Exons: 8
Coding region: 815-9439 (2874 amino acids)
Cellular component (GO): extracellular region
Molecular function (GO): protein binding
Source: RefSeq, a predicted model, not a curated record
UUACUAGGGUUGGAUGACAUAGCUUAUGCUGUGUGAUGUGGGAGAAUGUAUUACCAAUCUAAAGAAUGUAGACUCCUUAAGGAUCCUGUACAGAGAAAAGGCUAACUAUAAUGGAACUGAUGGCGGACUCAUACAUAUAGCUGAAAUUAUUACUUCUGAUGAGAAAGAAAGUCCAGGGGAAAAACAGAGAAGGAUACAUACAUUGUGUUACCAAAAAUACAGGGAGCAUAUCGGGUGUCAGUGACAUCAGAUGCGGUGCAUGCCUUGUGCUGCGCUACUCCUGAGAACUCCCAGGGUAUGAUGCUGUGCAGCAGCUCCACUCUUCUAUACUACUCUCCAACCUAGAGGAAGACUGCAGGGGGCAGAAAGGAGACACAGACUGAUGACUCAAGAAAGGAAUUCCUAAACUAUAUGAAGAAGAGAUAGAAAGACAACUUCUGCUUUUACAGGGAACAGAUGGAGAGGGACCUGUGAAGAGCAGAACUGCUGCAAGCUCUAGAGAAGACCCAGCAAAUCCCACAGGCUGGAUGCAGAUUUAUCACUGGGAAACAAAUAAGAGCCAUAAGUGAAGUGUGCGCUGCAUGUAAUACAAUGCCUGGAGGAACACACAAGGCACAUGGCUCAUUAUGGAGAUGUUUAGAGCCAUAAAAUCAAAGAAACCUUACUGACAUCUGGAGGGGAUCAUUGUAUCAUUAACCUGUGUUAUUGGGGUGGACACUCAGAAGCUGCACUAUUGUACAGUCUGCUCAGCACAUAAGGGAAUCCUGCAACAUCCAAGUACCAGGGUAAUGCAGCUUUACAAUAACCAUUAAGGAUGCAACCAAUAGGCAAACAUCAUACAAGUCUACCUGGCUAUUUUCUUCUCCUCUGGCUUGUUGUACUUCCUGGACAUGGCCUGGCAUGUCCCAAACCCUGUGCCUGUUACGUUAAGACAGAAGUCCACUGCACCUUCAGAUAUCUAAAUGUCAUCCCAAAACAAAUCCAGGCUGACGUGGAGCGCAUCAAUUUAGGGUACAACAGCCUGAACAAACUGGCAGAGGACGACUUUACUGGCCUAAAGAAACUGGAGCUGCUGAUGUUACACAGCAAUGAAAUACAGACUAUCCAUGAAAAUGCUUUCCAGGACUUAUCUUCAUUGCAGGUAUUGAAAAUGAGUUACAAUAAAGUAAAAACUCUCCACAAGAAUACAUUCCGUGGUCUGAAAAGUAUGGUCAGGCUACAUAUGGAUCACAAUAAACUGGAAUUCCUGUCCCCAGAAUCAUUCUACGGACUCACAGCCCUAAAACUUGUGCACUUAGAAGGAAAUGAACUGCGGCAGCUUCACACCGACACUUUUGUUACUUUACGUUUUAUACAAAUAUUUAAAACAUCAUCUAUAAAACAUAUCUAUUUGUCAGAUAACCAGUUAUCAUCAUUGCCUAAAGAUAUGUUCUUGUACCUGAAUGAACUGGAAGGACUUUAUCUUCAUGGGAAUCCUUGGUCAUGUGACUGUAACCUUCAAUGGCUCACAGAACUUGGACAGCAAUCUAGAGAUGUGAUCAAGUGCAAGAGAGAUCGUUCAGGAACUCAAUGCCCUCUUUGUUCCAGUCCUAGAAAGAAUCAAGGAAAAUCAUUAAAUGAAAUAUCAUCUCAAGAUCUUACAUGUACUAAGCCUACUAUUGAGAACAUCUACAAGUUAAAAAAUGUCUCCUCCCUAGAAGAAGGCAGCUUUACUACAAUAUCAGCCAAAGACUUUGUAGCUCCAAUGGGAUCACUAAUUCUAAACAUGACAGACCAGUCAGGGAAUGAAGCAAACCUGGCCUGUAGUGUCCGAAGACCAACCAAAAUGUCUCAGAUCAUGUUAGACAGAAAGGAAGACUACACAGUCAUGAGGACUACAUUUUCUUCUUUUCUGAUUUGUAAUAUUGACUAUGAUCACAUCCAGAAAUUAUGGGGAAUAUUAGCAAUGUAUAGUGAUUCUCCAAUGAAACUUAAACGAGAACUCUUGCUCACAAAGACACCCUUUAUCAGCUACAAAUACAAGCAAAUAGGCACAGGAGAUGAUGUGUUCACAGAUAUUGAUGCAGAGGUUCGAGCGGAACCAAACUGGCUCACGCAGGACACGAUAACUUUACAACUUGAUAGGACAGCUACUACUCUCAGUACAUUGCAUAUUCGCUACUUGACAGAAAUAUAUGUUACACUGCCCAAUUCUGUUGAAACCCCCUCAAAAAAUAAUUGGGCUAUGAUCAUCAAGAGCAAUCAGACACAGACAGAGUAUACUGCAAUAAUAGGAGGAACAGUGGAGAUGGACUGUCAGGUUGUUGGUGAACCGGUACCAAAUAUCGAAUGGGUACUUCCUGAUGGAAGUAAAAUUAGGGCACCAUAUAUGAGUGAAGAAGGAAGGAUAACAAUUACAAAAAAUGGAAAGUUUAUAUUAAAGGUAGCAGAUCAUUUUGACACCGGAGUUUACCAUUGCAUUGCUACAAACUAUUUAGAUGCAGAUGUACUUUCAUUUAGAAUUACAGUGGUAAGUGGUGACGUGGAGGAAGAAGCUGUAAAUGGGAUUGAGCUUUCAGUCAGUAAUGGGGAGGUUCUCUAUCUUCCUUGUGGUUCAUAUGGAGUCCCCGAUGCAUCUGUGAACUGGAUAUUACCAGAUCACUCUAUUCUACACAAAACCUCAAAUAACAAGUUUAUUUUCACAAAUGGCACACUAAAAAUCCAAGAUAUAACACAGAGAGAUAGAGGACACUUUAUAUGUUUAGCAGCUAACCAAUAUGGCCUUGAUAUGCUGACACACAAGGUGUUGGUGAAACAAAAGAAACCCAAUUCUAUCAUUAGGAAAAUACAACUGGACCAAAAAGAGGAUGACAAUAAAGAAGGAUCAGGCAGUGAGAACACUAAAGAUAACCUUCACUCUGUGAAAGGGAUAGCCAUUGAACGUAAAAAAUACCCAAACAGACUUGUUCCUAUUAAAUCUGAUGGGCAAUGGAAAACAAACAUAGCAGGGCAAAGAAGGAACAGAAUAAACCAUAGAUAUAGAGGGCAAAGGAGACAAUUUACUCAAAACACAAGAAAAAUUGAUCCUCAACACUGGACAGAGAUAUUAAAAAAGACAAAACAAAAUUCAAUGAAUAACAAACCCAUAACGGAAGCCAUGAAAACUGUCAAGGAAGAAAAUGAGAUGGAAAGCAUAUCUGGGGACGGAGAACAACCAUCUGGUGAAGAAUUACUUCCAGUAAAUGAAAAGUUGUCUAUAGUAACAGAAAAAUACUCAAGUGUCAGCAUACUAGAUACAAUACCAUCAUUGUCUUCUUAUCCUAAAUGGAGUACAAAAACAAUACCUACAACACCAGCCAAAACAGAUACUGGGGAAGACUAUACAGAAACAUCAGAGGCAAAUGGUCAUAUCACAGUGAACAGUCAGGAACCAACCCUAUCACAAUCUUUAACCUCAGGAUUAAACCCCACUAUAAACAAUUAUAAUAGUGAACAACCAACAACAGUGAGCAUUUUAAACAUGUCCCCAUUGGCAGUAUCAAAACCACCACCUACUGCAAUUCUUUUGGACAUCUUGCCCACAGAUGCCACAGCCAGUUUUGCACCACAACUUAUUCCUCUCACUCAGUAUGGAAGACUUGAAUCUGGUAGAAAUAGUGUUGUCACUACAAUAAAAUCAUUGACUUCAAACCCACAAUCUGGUAUUAUAAGUCCAACAACAUCUAGUAGCUACCUUCAUACUACACCACAAGAAAUUAAAGCCCCUUCGAUAACUACACAAACUGAUCCUUAUUAUAUCACUAAGAAUGAUAUUACAGACCCUGUCCUUUUUGAAAACGAAAUACGAAAAACAACAAGGUACGACUACCCCAACACUUUUACUACAUCUAGCUAUUUGAACAGCCUAUCUGAGAAUGUGGUUACAAUGCCUAAAAAGGAAACAAGAUAUUUCAGUAGUUCACCUCCAAAUGUGAUAACAGAUCCAACAACAUCAUAUGAUUCGUCUACAUCACCAAAUAAAUGUAUGAGUCAAACAACCACACCUAACUAUCUUUAUGUAACUCCACCUCUUGAACAAAUAACUGUUCCACCAACCACUUCAACUACAGGAAUUCCUGUAAUUUCUACAGCCCUAGAAAAAGUGAUAACACCUAAACCACCAAUGUCUUUACCAACUAUUACAACUACUCAGUCAACCCCUGUUUUGUACACUAAACAUAUUACUAGGGAUUACUCCCCAAGCCAGGUAGAGACAACACCUGACAAUUUGCACUCCUCAACAUCUAAGAUUCAAACCACAAGAAGUCCACAACUUUCUGAGGUGAAAGAUGGAUUGGAAGACCAGACUGUUGUCAGCUUUGAUUCCUCCACUAAGUCAAGUGCUAAAUUGUAUCUCUCGCAAACUGAUGUUGGUCCCAUCUACUUUCAUAGCACUCAGAAAAUCAUCACACCAGGACUUCCAGGUGGCUCCACCAUCAUUACUCAUCAAAAGAUCCAAAUACUGAAAGAUGUUACCCCAUUUGUGCCAACCCUAAGACGAUAUGGUCGCAGAAGAAUCUCAGGAAGAAGGCGCAUUGUAAGGCCAGAUCGUAUUCCGAAUGUCAGAGCACAUCAAUUUAAAUUUGGAAAACUAGAAAACGUAAAUGAUAUGACUGAAACCACAACAGCAUACACAACUGCUUCUGACAUUGGUAAAUAUAGGCAGAUUCUACAUACUACAGUACCUUCAAUUACAAAUGCACCAUUAACUAUUGCACAGCCCUCUACAACAGCUCAAGCACCAGUCAAAGAAACCACCACUCUGACAACUACGCAAUCUAAAAAAACUAUUGAUAGAGCAACUAAUACCUAUAUUAUAUCACAUCAGCCUGCAACAGUUAAUGUUCCUAAAACAAGCAGCAUAGACAUGUCAGGGAAGCUCAAGGUUGGAUUAAGUUAUACUCAAAGUGCAACAACACCCAUUCUAACAACAAAACCUGUAGUUGAAAAAAAAGAGGUGCUGGUAUUUGCUUCUCCACAGCCCACAACCAAACCUAUGGUAGCCUCCAAAAUAAUUAGGAGAAAAAUUCCCUGGCACAGAUUGUUUGGUAACAAUCCAUUUAUUCAAAGAGAGAUACUCAGGCAGCUCAGAAAAAAUGUUCAUCCAACAUCUGCAAUUACUUCUCGGCCCUCAACAUUGAAGCUAAGUGUCACCAAAAGUCCUAGAACCACAAUCCCAUCAGAUGAGUCUACACUUAGAAGUUUAGGGACCAAGACUAAUGCGCCUUAUACAAAGGAAGAGAGAACAGUAAAAGGGAACCCAAGCAGCUCUACUCUAACAAUGACAAAUUAUCACUCGAUCACUAAAAUGACUUCUAGUAAAGCUCCUCGAAUAAGUCUCAAAGAAUCAACAACUAUUAUGCAACCCACCACUGUCACAGCUGAAGCAACUACUGUUUAUCCAACUACUGUGACAGCAGAAGCAACUACUGUUUAUCCCACCACUGUUCAUAAAGUAACAAGCACAAGGUAUACUUCCAACAAACCAACAACUGUAAUCUAUCCAACAGUCACGAGUGAUAAACAAGGGCAGCUAUCUCCAACCAGAGCUGCAGUACCAGCAACUGUGAAAGUUUCAACCAGUCCAAAUUUUGCAGCUGCUAAAAUUCAGACAACAAGUGCUAAGGCUGUAAAGACUGAAGUUAAUUUUGUCAGGAGUACUGAGGACAGAGCUUUCAAAGAACAUUCUCUUACCCCUAGCACAGGUUAUGUCCCUAUAACAGUAACCCCGAUAACAUCUGCAGCAGUUUACAACAGACACAGAUUUGUAAAAAGAAAACGUCUCAGAAAAAAGAAUUUCUUCAAUAGUUCCGAUCAUACUCACAAAUCAUCAACAAACAUACAUUUGUCAACAAGUUCACCAGAAGAUACAACCCCACUUAAUACAAUUGCAUCAACACCAAAAUACUCAGUGACUACUAUUACAAGAGCACCAACAACAUUGUCAAGUUCAGAAAAUGAUAUACCUCUAAACUUGCUGACCAAACCUUUUUGGAGUAAUCUGACCAAGGAGGAUAAGUCAUCUACGCAACCGUCACUUAUAAUGAAUGGCAUUGAUACCUUAACUACACCACAACUAAAAACAUCAGACAUAAAUGAUAUUGCUACAUCAGACCAAGCACUAAACAAAAAUACUCCAUAUAAGAAUUCAUUUGUUAAAACACAUAAAACAAAAGCAUUCUCAACAUAUAAGACAAGCCCUACAACUAGUACACAUUUACCACUAUCAAUAACAGCUAAGGCGAUCAACAGUGUAACUCUUUCAACACCUAUAAUGAGUCCAAUAACAACCCAAACAUCACGCGGAUCUGAAAAAGAAAAUGUUGUGACCCCUAAAACAUAUCAGGGAACUAUGCACACAGUAGUACGUUCUUCAAAUCUGAGGAUACCUAUACGAUACAACAUAUCUUCCACGAUAAUACAAAAAACUGAAAAGAAGACAGUAUCCCACAAAAUUGUAGAAAUCACAUCAAGCAAUGUUCGCUCAAAACCUCGCAUUUUGGGAGGUAAAGCUGCAAGUUUUACUGUCCUUGCUAACUCAGAUGCCUUCAUUCCUUGUGAAGCAACUGGAGAUCCAACACCCACCAUAUUGUGGACAAAGGUGGCAUCAGGAACUUUUGUGUCGAAGACAAGAAGGGGAAACAGAAUGGAAGUCUUUCCAAAUGGAACACUUUCUAUUUCAAGUGUGAGCAUCCAAGACCGUGGGCAGUAUCUUUGUGUUGCUAAUAACCAGUAUGGCUCAGAUCGGCUGCUUGUUACACUUUCCGUUAUAACAUAUCCUCCAAGGAUUAUACAGGGCAGAUCAAGGGAGAUUACAGUGCACUCUGGGAGUACUGUAAGUAUAAAGUGCCAGGCAGAAGGCCGACCUUUUCCUACCAUCACCUGGAUACUAGCCAACGAGACCAUUGCAUCUGAAAAAUCUGAGGACAAUCAUAAAGUUUUUGUUCUACCUGACGGGACUCUUACUAUUAGAGAAGUAACUAUUAAUGAUCGAGGAAUUUAUAAAUGUUUUGCUACUAACAUAGCUGGAACAGAUACAUUAACAGUAAAAGUUCAAGUUAUUGCUGCCCCUCCUACUAUUUUGGAAGACAAAAGACAAACUGUAUUAGCACUUCCAGGAGAGAAUGUAAAGCUUCAUUGCACAGCAAAAGGAAAUCCUCAACCAAGUGUUCAUUGGGUAGCAUUUGAUGGUAUAAAGGUGAAACCAUUACAUUAUGUAAAUGCAAAGCUGUUCCUAUUUUCCAAUGGAACCUUAUUCAUAAGGCAUGCCGCAUCCUCCGACAAUGGAAACUAUGAGUGUAUAGCAACCAGCUCUACCGGCUCCGAAAGGAGAGUCGUCACUCUCAGGGUUGAGCAAAAGGAUGUUGUACCAAACAUAAUCCAUGCAUCUCCAAAAGACACAGAAAUAAGUUUUGGUGAGAAGUUGAUGCUAAAUUGCAGCGCAACUGGAGAACCAAAGCCAAGAAUAAUAUGGAGGCUGCCAUCAAAAGCUGUGGUAGAUCAAUGGCACAGAAUGGGAAGUCGAAUACAAGUAUAUCCAAAUGGUUCAUUGGCUGUACUAUCUGUAAAUGAAAAAGAUGCCGGAGACUACUUGUGUGUGGCAAGAAAUAAACUGGGAGAUGAUGUCAUCCUGAUGAAGGUCAGCAUAAGCAUGAAACCAGCUAAAAUAGUCCAAAAACAAUACCUGAGGAAGCAAGUCCCAUUUGGGAAAGAUUUCAAAGUUGAUUGCAAGGCCUUGGGAUCUCCGAUGCCAGAGAUUUCAUGGAGUUUACCAGAUGGCACAAUGAUAAACAACAUUCUUCAAGCUGAUGACAGUGGUAGAAGAACACGAAGAUAUAUUCUCUUUGACAAUGGUACAUUGUACCUCAAUAAAGUAGGAAUGUCUGAAGAUGGGGACUACACAUGCUAUGCUGAAAACACAUUGGGAAGAGAUGAAAUGAAAGUGCAUAUCAGUGUUGUGGCAGCUGCUCCUCGUAUUAAACUAAAUCCAAACACAAAGUUUGAAGCACGAGCUGGGUCUAGGAUAGUUCUAGAUUGUCAAGCCAUUGGAGAACCAAAGCCAAAGAUAUUCUGGCUGCUUCCAUCAAGUGAUAUGAUUGCAACUUCCCAUGACAGAUAUACAUUGCAUGAAAAUGGGUCUUUGACUAUCAACCAAGUGAAACUAUUAGAUGCCGGAGAAUACAUGUGUGUGGCACGCAAUCCAGCAGGAGACGACACAAGACUUCUCAGGUUGGAUGUUCUUUCAACUCCCCUCAUUAUUAAUGGCUUAUAUACAAAUAAGACUAUAAUUAAAGAUUCUGCUUUAAAACACUCUAGAAAAUUGAUCCACUGUAGUGCAGAAGGGACACCUCCUGUUCAAAUAAUGUGGAUCAUGCCUGACAACAUAUAUCUUACCGCACCAUACCAGGGCAGCAGGAUUGUGGUGCACAACAAUGGAACUUUAGAAAUCCGAAAUGUUAGACCCUCAGAUUCAGCUGAAUUUACCUGUGUUGCUCGUAAUGAUGGAGGCGAAAGUAUGUUGGUAGUUCAGUUAGAAGUUCAUGACAUCCUUCGAAGACCUAUAUUUAAAAAUCCAUUCAAUGAGCGGAUCAUUACUAAACCAGGCAAAAUGGCAAUACUUAAUUGCUUUGCGGAUGGAAAUCCACUUCCAGAAAUAACAUGGCUUUUACCAAAUGGUACCAGAUUUGUAAAUGGGCCGUUGUUUUCCAAAUAUCAUGCAGGAACCAAUGGAACCUUCAUCAUUUACAGCCCUAACAAGGAUGAUGCAGGAAAAUAUAGGUGUGCAGCUAGAAAUAAGGUGGGCUACAUUGAAAAGCUUAUUAUUUUGGACGUAGGUCAGAAACCUAAUAUUCUGACACAUCCAAGGGGGCCAAUAAAGAACAUUAUUGGUGAGACUCUAUCUUUGCAUUGCCUUUCUGAUGGAGUACCAAGGCCUAGUGUGGCAUGGACCCUUCCAAGUGGAUACAUAAUAGAUAGACCUCAGGUCAAUGGGAAAUACUCAUUAUAUGAGAAUGGUUCAUUGGUCAUUGAAGACACAACCAUACAUGAUCGUGGAAACUAUUUGUGCAAGGCUAAAAAUAAUGCAGGAGAGGCAGCUAUAAGUGUCACUGUGAUGAUCGUGGCCUAUCCUCCACGGAUUACAAAUAAACCUCCACACAAUAUUCACACAAGAGUGGGAUCAGCUGUGCAUCUCAACUGCAUGGCCAUAGGAAUACCAAAACCAGAGAUAUCUUGGGAGUUACCAGACUUAUCAAUAUUGACAACAGGAAGUAAAGGACGACCUAUGGGGACAGAGCUUCUUCAUCCACAAGGAACAUUAGUUGUGCAAAAUCCAAGAACUUCAGACUCGGGAAUGUACAGGUGCAUUGCAAAGAAUUCGCUGGGAACAGAUAGCAGCACAACAUAUUUAAAAGUCAUGUAAACAAUGAGACAUAUAUGCUACAGUAUAAGAGUUUAGAGCGAAAGACCAGAGUUUUUUCUAUUGUACCAUAUAUGGAUUUUUAUAAGCAAUUAUGUCAUAAAGGGAACUUUUCUUCAAGGCACCUCCCUGCAAGCUCCUUACAAUAAUUAAACUGUGAACAGAAAUUGCAUUAUAUAUACAGUAUAUAUAUUAAAAAAUAUAUAUAUUUUUAUUCAGAAUUAUAAGCUGGACAAUAAUUUUUCUGUUA